Molecule: messenger RNA, 605 nt
Organism: Anoplophora glabripennis (Asian longhorned beetle)
Lineage: Eukaryota; Metazoa; Arthropoda; Insecta; Coleoptera; Cerambycidae
Product: leucine-rich repeat extensin-like protein 3
Exons: 2
Coding region: 84-515 (143 amino acids)
Source: RefSeq, a predicted model, not a curated record
CUGCCAUUUAUUAUCACCCCACAAUUACAAUCCGACAAACAAAACUCAAGUCCACAUAUUCAAAGGGCGUUAUUUUGUGAAUUAUGGAUUACCCGCGACCACCAGAUCCAAAUUAUCCAUCAGCCCCGACGUCAGAAAUGUGCUGGAUGCCAGUUCCACCAAUGCAACCACCAAUUCAGCCGCUGAUACAACCUACACCUAUGCCGCCACCCUUGCCGCCACCAAUACAACCCCCAGAUAAUCCAUGGAUGCAAGAUUAUCCACCGCCGCCGCCGCCAGAUGGGCCUUGGAACCGUCCGCCUCAAGAGUGGUCUCCCGGUUAUCCUCCUCAUCCCGAAUGGCAGCCCCACUACGCUCCAGCUGGGGGGCCUCCGCAAUGGGUACCGCCAAAUUGGGGAUCAGGAUACCCCCCAAGUGGGCCAUGGGCUCCUCCUUAUUCAUCAGAUCCGCCUCCAUACAUUCAGCCCAGAAGAAACAGUCCUCCCUUCUCAGGGAUACCACCACCACCCCCCUAAAAAUACAUACAGAGACUUAUGGAUCCCCUAGCUGCACAUUAGACCUCUGUAUUUUUGAUGAUUUUACUGAAAUAUAACAUGUAUAUUAAU